Cataglyphis hispanica is the source of this 2786-nucleotide messenger RNA. It is a transcript of the gene Nsun5, whose product is annotated as 28S rRNA (cytosine-C(5))-methyltransferase. Gene Ontology annotation, biological process: rRNA base methylation. Lineage: Eukaryota; Metazoa; Arthropoda; Insecta; Hymenoptera; Formicidae. The record is from RefSeq and is a predicted model, not a curated record. Gene Ontology annotation, cellular component: nucleolus. Gene Ontology annotation, molecular function: methyltransferase activity.
GGUCUAGUAAUAUAUAGAAGUCUGUGCUUUUAUCUUUUUUAGAAAGCUCCUAUGAGCAAUAACCUAAUUUGUGCGAUAACUGUUCAUAAAGAUUUUCAACGAAUUAAUUUCAUUAAUUAUAUUUUCAUGACAAAAUAUAAUUCUUGAACAGCCUUAAAUUUAUAAUAUGUCGAACGGAUUCGUACAUUCUGUUAGGGUUCCGCGUAUUUAUAAAUUCACGGCCGAUAUUGUACGCCGCGUGCAAGAGGAUGGUGCCAGUUUAAAAACUUUAAUUUACGAGAAGAAUCAUCCCAACAUAGCCGGCAUAUAUGGUCUUUCAAUGAAUACCUUGCGAAUGCUGCCUCACUUAGACGAACUCUUUCACAAGACCCACAUUCUCAUAGAGCAACCGCGUUUGGAUCCCUGGCUAGCUAAAGUUCUCAUAACAGAACUUCUAUGGGGCAAAAAAUGCCUAAAGAACCACUCCAAACCAGUUUUAACUGUGCUAGCUUAUGAAAAGAAGUUGCAAGAAGAGUUGAAAAACCUCAACUACAUAGAAACUUUCAUCUCUCAUAAAGAAAAAGUGCAAAAACCUCGAUACGUCCGUGUCAACACUCUUUUAUUAUCGGUGGAGAAAGCCAUCUCCUUCUUCCAAAAAGAGGGAUGGCAGUUACUAUCCAGGAGUACAACAUAUUCCUCAUAUCUGCAAACCUUAUCACAAUUAUCGGAAUCCUACUUUAUACAAGACUUUCAUAUACCGGAAGUGCUUGCUUUUCCGCCUUUGACAUCCUUUCACGAACAUGCCGGCUAUCAAAAUGGUGAACUUAUUCUCCAAGAUAAGGCUAGCUGUUUGCCUGCACACUUGUUGAAUCCUGUUAGUGGUUCCACAGUAUUGGAUAUGUGCGCGGCACCUGGUAUGAAGGCUACUCAUAUAGCGGCAAAACUACAAAAUUAUGGAGAGGUUUAUGCUGUGGAAAUUGAUGCUAAGAGAUUUGAAACCUUAUUCAGACAGAUAAAGACAACUCAUUCCUUCUGUGUGAAACCUCUUAAUCAAGAUGUUUUAACUCUUGAUCCGAAACAAUAUUCACAUGUGGAAUAUAUCCUGGUUGAUCCAAGUUGUUCUGGAUCAGGUAUUGUGGACAGGCCAGAACAAAGCAAUAUAAACAACAAAUCAUUGUCAAAGCGCCUACAAAAUUUACAAUCGUUUCAAGUUUAUCUUCUUAGAUACGCGCUUUUUAAUUUUCCGAAUGCAAAAAGAAUAAUCUAUAGCACCUGUUCUCUUUAUCCCGAAGAGAAUGAAGAAGUGAUAGACGAAGUUCUUGCUGAUAUUGGCAAUGCUUAUUGCCUGGUACCAACUCAACAGUUAUUGAAAAAUAAUUGGACAAAUUUUAGUUCCAAAAGAUACAAUUGCGAGGAUAAAUGUUUGUAUUCGAAGCCAAAUAUUGAUUUUUGCAAUGGUUUUUUUGUGGCGGUAUUUGAAAGAAAUUUUGAUGUGGCCCUGCCAGAAUGCAAACGCAAAGGAGGUAAUAUAAAUUCUACUAUAGCUGACUUGGAUAUAAAAAAAAAUGGCAUGGUGAAGAAAGUUGAAUGUAAGCAAAAGCAGUGUGAAAAAGGAAAAAAAAAGAGAAAAAGAAAAAUUUCAAUGAAUGAUGAAGUUAAAUCAAGGAAUGUUAUUGAAUUUGUAUCACAAAUAGAAAGUGAAAUAACGACAAAAAGAAAUAAAAAAGAAAAAAAACUCGGUAAUUGCUUUUUAUCAAAUUUUAAUCGGGAAGAAAUAACAUUGAAAGAAAACAUUCAGAUGAAGACAUCAAAAGACAUGACACAGAAAAAAUUAAGCAAAAAGAAAAAAUCAUGUCUGAAGAAAGAAAAGAUUAUAUGUGAUAAAUAGAAGAGCAAAACUUACACGCGGAAAAAAAAUAGAUUUUACGAGCAGAAAGUUUUAGGCUAAUCGAUUUGUGUGCUCUAUUAUCAACGCGCGUAACAAUCGAUAAUUCCAAGGAAAAUCGCAGUCCUAUUUUUUUUUUAAACAGAAAACUUGAAUACAUAAUUAUUAUGAAACUAUUUAUUAAGACUUGUUAUUCUUCACUAUAAUCAUAAUAUGAUGACAAGAGCAAAAAAUUAUUUCGAAUUUUUCUCUCUUAUAUUAUACAUGAAAAUAGAUUAAUUUUUUAUAUGUUUCAUAACUCGUACUUGAUAAAAUAGAUUUAUGAAUUUGCAAGAUUCUAUGUUAUAGAUUCAUGAAUUAAUAAAUAGCUUUAUAACUUGAUAAAUUAUAAUAAGAUAUAUUUUCGCUAAAGAAAAUGUAAGAUGUAUAUAGAUUAGAUUAUAUAUUUAUUUGUUAAUGUAAUGUAAAUCAAAAAAGAAAAGGAAUAUAUACCGAUAAAAAAUAUUCGGUAUUCGUGAUAGAAACCAUUAAAUUCUAUAACAUAUACUGAGCUUUCAUGGGUAAGGAACUGAUGAAACUCCCUCUCUGAGUUUAUGCCAUCCAAUUUUUUGUAUAAUUUUUUUAUAUCAUGAACACGAGUAAUGUAACAUACAAAGAAAUUAAUUUAUUUCGAUGUGCAUGUAUGGCGCAAGACAAAGUUUAUACAUUUUUCAUUUUUGAUAUUUAUUAUGAUUCGAUACAAUUAUUUAAAAAAAUCAAUAAUUUUAAAUAAACAGUUACCAAGCAAAUUUUUAUUUUUAUUUUUAUUUUUACAUACAUACACAAUCAAUGGAAUUAAACGUAUAUGAAAUGCAAUGGAAAUAAAGAUUGAGAGAGAAGAACAGUUUAUGUAUAUACUUUAAAGUACUUAUAAAACUAAGCA